GACUGCAGUUUCCUUCUCUUCCCAACGGAUACCUGGCCUUUCAGUUGCUCAAGGUCGCCAGUGAUUUUGGGACAACAGCAGCUGAAAAGCCCACAGAACUUUACAAUGGACAGCUCAGCAUCAACGUUGGAGCCUUUGUUGGCGUUCUUCGCUUACUCAAUGUCGAAACUGGAGUCAACUUUUUACAAAGUGCCAGGAUCUGCGGUUCUGGCACGCUAUGUUAGAUCUUCGCACCAGAACGACCCCGGACGAACAUUACUUGAGCUUAUCCUUAUUGUUUUUGCUAUUAGAACACUUUUACAGUCACGCACUCGGACGGAUAGAUCAGGGAAGAAUUUCAUUAAGUUCAAUGAAAAGGAAAUAGACGAACUUGUAGACGAAUGGACUCCAGAGCCUCUCGCACAGCCCCUCUCAGAAUGGGAACAGAAGGAUCUUGCUUCAGUUCCCGUCAUCUCUGGCGCCAAUGGCCCUAAGGCCAAAAUCUUGUCCACUGGCAAGACGGUCACCAACCUCGCCAGCUUCAACUUCACCGGUCUUGCAGGCAACGAGCAGAUCAAGCAGCAUGCUAUAGAUACUCUACGCAAGUACGGCCUGGGCAGUUGUGGACCCCCUGGAUUCUAUGGAACUUUAGACGUGCAUCUCGAUUUGGAGCGGGACAUUGCAGAAUUCCUUGGAACAGAGGCAUCGAUUCUCUGCUCCCAAGGGUUCUCCACAAUUUCAUCGGUUAUCCCUGCUUUCUGCAAGCGUGAAGAUUUUAUAGUCGCGGAUCGUGCUGUGAACUUUUCCAUACAGAAAGGCAUUCAAAUCUCACGUUCAACGGUUCGAUGGUACGAUCACAAUGACCUGAAGAGUUUGGAAGACGCCUUGCAAAGUGUGGAGAAAGAAAGGAAGAAGAGAAAGAUGCCGCUUACCAGAAGAUUCAUCAUUACGGAAGGUAUAUUUGAGAGGGAUGGAGAGAUGGUAGAUCUGCCUAAAAUAAUCGAACUGAAACUCAAAUACAAAUAUCGAUUAAUUUUGGACGAAAGUAUCUCCUUUGGUACGGUAGGUAGAACUGGUAGAGGACUGACAGAAUUAUAUAAUGUACCUGCCUCUCAAAUCGACAUGCUAAUCGGAUCGGUGGCUAACGGACUUUGCUCAGGGGGCGGGUUCUGUGCGGGUUCUAUGAACGUGGUCGACCAUCAGCGUAUCAACGCUCCUUCGUUUGUAUAUUCAGCAUCUAUGCCUGCGCUCCUUGCGACGACUGCCUCUGCAGCCAUUACACACUUGCGCAACACCCCCUCGGUGCUAACAAUGUUGCAAGAGAAUAUCCGUACGCUACGAAGUGUAUUGGACAAAGCAAAUGGGAUUACUGUACUUGGACACCCAGCUAGCCCAAUCGUCCACUUCCAGCUGCGUUCGUCUCAAGGUGGGAGCUAUGAAGGGGAGUCACGUGUUCUGCAAGAGAUAGUUGAAGAUGCGCUCGCUCAAGGGGUGCUACUUACUCGGGCUAAACACCUGAAAGGCCAGGAACUGAUAGAGAUGCCACCAACGAUCAGGAUUGCGGUUACCUCGGCCAUGACUAAGAAGGAGGUUGAGAAGGCCGCGGGAGUUGUGAAGACAUCUAUUGCGCGGGUCUUGGGUAAGAGGAGAUAAAAAGUUUAUGGAGUAGCAUAUGGAUCGGAACGCAUCACUGGGUACAUUUAUAUAAAUUUAUGAUAAUAGUAUGAAAUCUUGAGCUCGCAAUUGGCU
Messenger RNA from Serpula lacrymans var. lacrymans S7.9, 1728 nucleotides. RefSeq lists its product as uncharacterized. Gene Ontology annotation, biological process: sphingosine biosynthetic process; ceramide biosynthetic process. The transcript has 6 exons. Gene Ontology annotation, cellular component: endoplasmic reticulum. The record is from RefSeq and is a predicted model, not a curated record. Gene Ontology annotation, molecular function: pyridoxal phosphate binding; serine C-palmitoyltransferase activity. NCBI's taxonomy places the organism in Eukaryota, Fungi, Basidiomycota, Agaricomycetes, Boletales, Serpulaceae. Bases 106 to 1632 code for a protein of 508 amino acids.